Malus domestica (apple) is the source of this 2885-nucleotide messenger RNA. Its product is annotated as LEAF RUST 10 DISEASE-RESISTANCE proteinUS RECEPTOR-LIKE PROTEIN KINASE-like 1.3. NCBI's taxonomy places the organism in Eukaryota, Viridiplantae, Streptophyta, Magnoliopsida, Rosales, Rosaceae. Gene Ontology annotation, molecular function: polysaccharide binding; protein kinase activity; ATP binding. Gene Ontology annotation, biological process: protein phosphorylation. The record is from RefSeq and is a predicted model, not a curated record.
UUUUAACUAGAAACAUGAUACGCUAACUACUAGUACAAUACAUAUCUUGUAUGACAUCUUCUUUUCACACCCAAAAUCUCCCUACUUUGAUCAACUGCCAUUAAUAAGAAAUCAUCUACUUGGGUUUCAUUCACAUUGUUUGACUCAAACCUUUUAGUAGUUGACCAACACUCGCACCGAUCACAAAUAAUUAACAAUAAUUACGGUAUUUAAUGACAAAUAAUACUACAAAUACUUGAUGAAAUUACCAAAAUGCCCAUCAAUUAUUGAACAAAUAGAAUUCCUUCCAUAGCAUGCCAACGCAAAGAAAUCGAAACACAGCCUAAAAAGUAAAGUAAAAAGCGCACAUCUUUUGUCGGCGGCCUCCGAAAAACAUUCAAAAACUGUGUACAGUCCAACAUUCAAGUCAACCAACGCCGCCCGCCACGUCAUCGCAAAACCUCCAUCCUUGCUCCACAUUUCAUCGCUGCACUCUGAUCACUUCCCGCUUCGCCCGCCCCCCAACUCCCAGACGCUGUCGUUUCACUCCCACCUAACCCUCAAUGCUCCCGCUCCUCUUCCUCUUCUUUCUCUUCUUCUUACUCUGCUCCGUCGACGUUGCGACGUCGUUUCCCGCCCAUGCCGAUCUCUCCAACUGCACCCAAACCUUCGACUGCGGUCCCCUCCGGAACCUCACCUACCCCUUCACCGGCGGUACCCGCCCCUCCUACUGCGGCCCGCCGGAGUUCCACCUCACCUGCGUCGACGACUCGCCCGAGUUGACCAUCGGGCUGCUGAGCUACCGGAUCCUCAAACUCGACCCGGCUCACCAGAACAUGACCGUCGCCCGGUCCGACCUCUGGAACUCUACCUGCACCGACAAACUCGCGAACUCGACUCUUGAGUCCGAGUUCUUCAACUACGAUGACGACGACGACAUGGACGUCACUAUUUUCUACGGCUGCAAUUCCACUUUCAUCGAUCCCAUGCCGCAGAAUUGGUUUCUCUGCGACCUUAAUUUCCCUUUCAAAGACGCUUAUUACUUGAUCGGGCCGGUGCCCCUCGACCCGAUCGUGAGCGCGUUCAAGUGCGCCGUCGGGAUUACGGUGCCGAUUCUCAAAACCACGGCGGCGGUACUCGUCGGCAACCGGUCUCUGUUUAAGGAAGCGAUCAUGGCCGGGUUCAAUGUCAAUUAUACGAACCCGUAUGAGAAGCAGUGCGCUGAGUGUCUUAAUGUCAAUGGGCUUUGUGGGUUUGACUCGGAUAAGAACCGACCCGUUUGCAUUUGCGGCAAACGGUUGUGUGACCCGGCAGGAAAAAAGACGGGAAUCGCGAUAGGUCUUGCUGUAGGAGGUGCAAUUCUUUUCGGCAUUUUUGUUGGGUUCUAUUUUUAUUAUUUCAUCCAACGCAAGAAGAGGAAACUUGCUGCAGAGACUCAAAGCAAAGAGGUUCCUACACCCCUUACAAGCACUAGCGUUGCAACUCCCUCAACUAAUCUCUCUCAAUCUCAGAGCAUCCCGUCUUAUCCCUCUUUUACCUCCAAGUCUGACUAUGAUAAUAAGGCGAGCACUUACUUUGGAGUUCAGGUCUUCACCUAUACUGAAUUAGAGGAAGCUACUGAAAAUUUCAACCCCGCUAAAGAGCUUGGAGAUGGAGGCUUUGGCACUGUUUACUAUGGUAAACUACAUGAUGGCCGUGUAGUUGCAGUGAAGCGCCUUUAUGAAAACAACUUCAAACGUGUGGAGCAAUUUAUGAAUGAGGUCGAGAUCUUAACUCGUCUUGAACACCGGAAUCUUGUCAAGCUGUAUGGAUGCACCUCAAAACGCAGCCGAGAACUUCUCCUUGUUUAUGAGUAUAUUCCUAAUGGAACAGUGGCUGACCAUCUCCAUGGGAAACGAGUGGAAUCUGGCUUUCUUAGUUGGCCUGUUAGAUUGAGCAUUGCCAUAGAUACAGCUGAUGCACUGGCUUACCUCCAUCGCAAUGAUGUAAUACACCGCGAUGUCAAGACCAACAAUAUUCUCCUAGACGACGACUUUUGCGUGAAAGUGGCUGAUUUUGGUCUGUCACGCUUGUUCCCCAACGAUGCCACCCAUGUGUCAACUGCUCCGCAAGGGACUCCCGGCUAUGUUGAUCCCGAGUAUUACCAGUGCUACCAACUCACAGACAAGAGUGACGUAUAUAGCUUUGGGGUGGUCCUGAUCGAGCUUUUAUCGUCAUUACAAGCAGUGGACACCAAUAGGCAUCGGCUUGACAUAAAUUUGGCCAACCUGGCCGUCAACAAAAUCCAAAACCAUUUAGUAAAUGAGCUGGUCGAUCCUCUUCUCGGGUUUGAAACAAACGUUUCAGUUAGAAGGAUGACAACAGCUGUGGCAGAAUUGGCUUUCCGGUGUUUGCAACAGGAGAAGGAUAUGCGACCAACCAUGGACGAAGUGUUGAAGGGUUUGAAAGCAGUCCAAAACGAAGAUCUUGGUUCAGAAAACGGCGAAGCAGUGGUGCUGGAUAUCGGAGCAGACGAGGUUGGACUUUUGAGGAAUAUGCCACCCCCGCUUUCACCGGACUCGAAUGGAACUGAUAAAUUGGUUUUUAAGAGAUGGGACAAAACUAUUUAAUCCAAGCCAUGGUGGUGAGACCAAUCUGGCUGCUUCUAUCCUCCAGAUCGUGGGAUUGAUUUGGUAACUCGUAACUUGUAAAUCUAGGAUGCCACUACGCAAAUUGUUAUUGCCUGAUUGGCGACUGACUUGGUAUACGAUGACACAAUACGAUACUUUCUUUAUUAUACAGUACGUACGGCAGAGAUGAAUUUGGACGGUACGGUAUUUUGUGUGAAUGUACAGUACAAUUAUGUAUAAUUAUACAUUUUUAUAUACACAAUCAAACCAAACAAUUAUUCUUAUUCUUCAAUGCCA